UGCAGAACUGCAGUUUCAGAGCGCACAUUUCCUUUCUGAAGACACUGACAUGACAGUCCUCACAAACGCCCGUGUGCUGGAUUAAAAGGUUUUUGGUUGUGAUAUCAAAUGCAUAACCGGUCUGUUUUAAAGCGUUUUGAUAUAUUUAAAGUGGCUGCGGCUGACAUAAGAUAUUCUGAAGAUAAUGGAUUGUUUUUGAAAUAAUAAAAUGGAUCUGCCAGAGGAGGUCCUUGCACAUAUUUUUUCUUUCCUACCUUUACAGGACAAAUGCAAUGCGUUUACUGUUUGUAAGGCAUGGUCUGAUAUCAUGGCACAUCCAAGCUCAUGGAAAGACACCGAAGUCAGGUGUGAGUCAGGGACUAGUGUUCCUGAAAGAUUUACUGCUCUUCUGCCACUGGUCAGAAAUUUGAAGCUGAGCAUGAGUCUGACUGAUCCAGCCAAUCGUAGAACAGGACUGUGGGUGCUGCGGCAGGCAGUUGCCAAGGGUGAUGGGUGGCUGGAGGGACUUUCGAUCUGCUGUGUGGGGAAUACACCCCUCUUUUACACUGGUCAGGACCUGCAACAAGGCUUAGUGGACAUACUGACGAAUGGGUCAUCACUUACUGUGCUCGACUUAAGGGGUGUUACCUUCACUCUCAGCGACUCCUUUGUCAGGAGUGUAGCCAUGCUUUGUCCUGCUCUACGAAGUCUUUACAUCAACAAUCAUUCUCUGGUGUGUGGCGUCAAUGGUGAGACACUGAGGCAAGUGCUAAAGUACUGCCGGUCACUCAGUGUUCUUGGAGUUUUUCAGACCAGUCUGUCACAAGAUGUUUUGAAAGAUCUUAUGUUACCAGAGCAAUCAGCACUGAAGAAACUAGAGCUUCGUUGUGAACGCAGCCUCAAAUACGCACCGCCUCUCUGUGACCAAAUAUGGUCAGAGUUAAAACUGAGACACCCACAUCUCUGGGUGGAGCUUGAGCUGGACCACACCCUCCCUGAAUUGCAUGUUCCUGGGGUUCUGCAGCCCAGCAUCCCAGUCCGAUGUCUACGCUUGCUCACUUGGACAUUGCUGUUGGAUGAGGUUCAUCUAGUAGGGAAGAGUUAUGCAAACACACUGGAGGUUCUGGAGCUGCAGACACCCUCCUCUCCUGAACUAAACUCUGCUCUGAUAUCCUUAGCAAAGCAGUGUGUCAAACUUCGGGAGGUUCACUGUUAUUGUGUGGUCUCGCAUGACGUGAUAACAGCGUUCAUCACACACUGUCCAAACCUCUGCAAAUACACACUCAAAAUACAUAAAGAGCCUCAUCACAGACCUGCAUAA
Molecule: messenger RNA, 1300 nt
Organism: Myxocyprinus asiaticus (Chinese sucker)
Lineage: Eukaryota; Metazoa; Chordata; Actinopteri; Cypriniformes; Catostomidae
Product: F-box/LRR-repeat protein 8-like
Exons: 2
Coding region: 209-1300 (363 amino acids)
Molecular function (GO): protein binding
Source: RefSeq, a predicted model, not a curated record